Molecule: messenger RNA, 633 nt
Organism: Seminavis robusta
Lineage: Eukaryota; Bacillariophyta; Bacillariophyceae; Naviculales; Naviculaceae
Source: the annotation of a GenBank genome assembly
AUGAAAGACUUGGUGCGCCGUACCUCUGCUGUAAGGUUUCGUGCCAGCUUCAAAGUCUCUUCUUGGGUUGGGGUGCCAUCCCAGAUCUGCCUUCCGUUGUUGCCAUCCCCAGAAGAGGAACAACGACGCAUACCACGGCUAGAGUUUCGGAGGAGGCAUGCUGCUGAAAUGAUCUCUCUGCACACGGUCAACAACCCAGUUGACGAGACCGAAGAAGCCACGUCAAAAGAAUCUGGCAACAAUGGAGCCCCGAGCCUCUACAUGUACUAUUUACAGAAGGAAAAGGCCAAUGCCCCCGAAGAUGCAAAGAAGACUAGAACUGAGGAAGGUGAUCUGACAGAGAGUACGACUACUGACGACAGCAGGAACUUUGAAGAGGAAUGGUUGAUGCUUUCUCCUCCUAGUCUCAACACGACUCAUGCCAACACCAGCGGUGUGGCUUAUGCCGUGCCAGACUUCCGACAAACCAGAACUCGUCCACCAGACAUGUUGCUGUUGACGCCCUCUUUUGCACAUCAUCUUGGGAUACAGACUCACUGGAACAGACGAAACCGAAAGCGCCUUCAUCCACGGGAGAGAGGAACUGGCGGCAGUUCUACAAGCACUGGUGGCAGGAGUUUCCUCUCAGUGUGA